Molecule: messenger RNA, 858 nt
Organism: Beauveria bassiana ARSEF 2860
Lineage: Eukaryota; Fungi; Ascomycota; Sordariomycetes; Hypocreales; Cordycipitaceae
Exons: 1
Coding region: 1-858 (285 amino acids)
Source: RefSeq, a predicted model, not a curated record
AUGCCUGGUCCCAAGCCCAAGCUCGAGGUCGCCACGCCUCUUACCAGCAACUUUCCUUCUGAAAUUACAUCUGCCGCUUCGCUCACCUCCAUCAACACGGCCACACCCCUCUCCGGCCUGGGCCGGCCCCCCGUUCUGUGCAAGGUCGAGCCGGAUUUUGUCAGGACGCCCAUCACACCACCGGCCGCCUACGCCGAUUUCCUCACCAAGGCCAUGCCCAGCAACUCGCCAGCCGUCUCGCCAGUCGUGGUCACUGCCGAAUCCACGGCGCUCAAUUCUUCUUCUCCUGCCGCCGACGCGAGCGAAAAGGCCGACGACAGCAGCAUUAGCAGUGCCAGCAGCGCCAGCGUCAAGGACAAUGGCUCGGCCUCGACAUCGCCCGCCACUUCUACUGCCUGCAGCACCAAGUCCUCCUCACCUACCUCGGCCACGACUCCCUCUGCCUCGGAAAAAGCUUCGGCUGUCGAAAGAGCCCUGGCUUUGGCCUCUGCCUCUCUUGUGCCCCCGAGCCCCUUCACCAAGGCGCCCAUGUCUGCGCCGCCCACUGGGCCAACCUCGUUUCCCAGCUUCAUGCUGCCCCCCAGCCCGGCCAUAUCCAACCUCGACUCGCCCCUGAGUGCCGUCCCCUUGAGUGCUGCCCCGAUGAGCGCCGUCAGCUCACUGCUCUCACCGUACAGCGGCCGCACCGCUCGCUCCGUUUUUGACUGGGACGCCGCCCUCAGGGCUCACUACGCCGAUCAGAGAAGGACGAGGUCGCGCACCAGCGUCCGCAACAUUCGCGAGGUUGUGACAAGGACCGUCACCUAUACCCCGCGCAUGGAGCCCGCUCCCCGCGGAAAGAGACGCAAGGUCGAAUAG